Messenger RNA from Seriola aureovittata, 3003 nucleotides. Its product is annotated as B-cell receptor CD22-like. The record is from RefSeq and is a predicted model, not a curated record. NCBI's taxonomy places the organism in Eukaryota, Metazoa, Chordata, Actinopteri, Carangiformes, Carangidae. Bases 268 to 1656 code for a protein of 462 amino acids. The transcript has 9 exons.
GGACUUCCGCAGUAGUUUGUAAGAUGACGAAACGAUUGUAGGUCAGACUUGUACUGACUUCAUGAAUAUUAAGAAUGUAAAGAGGAAGGAAUCCAUCUUCUUUCAACAGCUUGACUUCUGUCUUCUGUUUGCUGCACUACGUACGGAGGAACAUCACUUUUUCUUAUCUAAUACGUGUUUUUGAUAAUAUUGAUAUUUCUUUUGUUUAUUUCAUUUUUCAUUGUUCACCAGCUGAUUGUUUGAUUGUCUCUGGAGUCACACAGAGAGAUGAGAGGAGCAGCUAUGAGUUUAACAGCAGCAUCAAGUGGAUUUGUCGUCCUCCUCCUCACUGUACCAGUGAUACAGGGUCAGAGUAACUGGAGAGUGACUUACCCUCGAAAACACAUCUGUGUCUCUAAAGGAUCAACAGUGGAAAUACACUCUGAGUACAGAUACCCACCCAGAAUAAAUGGUUACUAUACUACAGUUGAAGAAACAUUGUGGUUCACUAAAUGGAUUAAUGAUGCUGUGGAUCUGAGAACAGACUCAGACUACAGAGGUCGUGUGGAGUAUAAUUGUCGUACAGGGAACAUCUGCACUCUGACAAUCAGAGACCUGAGAGAGAGCGACUCAGCUGUGUACAAGUUCAGAUUCACAACAAACCAACCAGGUGGGAAAUAUAUAGGUGAACCUGGAGUCACUUUGUCUGUCACAGACCUCCAGGUGCUGGUGGAAAGAUCAUCAACCCAGACAGAGCUGAAGUGUCACAGCAGCUGUAAAGCAGCUGAUCCUCGUUCAUAUGUCUGGUACAAGAACGGACUGAAAAUGAAGGAGGAAACAUUUUCCCUUAGAGUCUCUGCUAAUGAUGACAACAGCUAUUCCUGUGCUCUUAAAGGACAUGAGGAUCACCGCUCCCCUCCAGUGUAUGCUCCAAAGCUUCUCUCUGUGUCAGUGAGUCCCUCUGGUGAGAUAAUGGAGGGCAGUUCAGUGAAUCUGACCUGUAGCAGUGAUGCUAACCCAGUAGCUAAUUACACCUGGUACAAGGAGAAUGACCGUGAACUUCACAGUCAACAACCACAGCUCUUCUUCUUCAGCUCCAUCCAGCCCUCUGAGUCUGGAGAGUAUUACUGUACAGCUGAGAAUGAGAUGGGGAGGAGGACAUCAGCACACGUCUUUAUUGAUGUAAAAUAUGCUCCAAAGCUUCUCUCUGUGUCAGUGAGUCCCUCUGGUGAGAUAGUGAAGGGCAGUUCAGUGAAUCUGACCUGUAGCAGUGAUGCUAACCCAGCAGCUAAUUACACCUGGUACAAGGAGAAUGAAGACUCACCAAAAGCUUCAGGACAGAUCUUCACCAUCACUGACCUCAGACCUGAACACAGUGGGAAUUAUUACUGUGAAGCCCAGAACACAAGAGGAGGUCGUAACUCCACCUUAAAUCUGACUGUUGUAGCAGGUAAAUCAGUAUUAAUGAUUAAUAUCAUCAGGUUGACUCUGGUGGUCCUGAUGCUGAUUCCACUGGUCGUCUUGAGUCUGUGGACGAGGAAGAAGAAAACUCUGAGUUUAAACUCUGAACCAAAUGAAGCUGUAAAGAUGAUGGAGGUAGACUCUUGUCCUGGUUAUGAGAACAGCACCACUGCAGCACAGACACAAGAACCAGAGGAGCAGGAAGACCUGGUGUGAAGUUACAGUCAGAUGAUGUUGAAGCAAAGGGGGGACUCACCUGGUGGAAACAGGAAGUAGAACAACAUUGAUUCCAGCUUUAAAGAUUUUUUCUGUUCGUUUUCAACUCAUGAUUUUAUUCAGCAGCUAUGAAGACAGAUAAAUUUUAAAUCUGUUCUUUUGUUGUGAUUAAUUUUCCUCAGUUUUGUCUCUAAAUGGAUGAAAUGUGCCACAGUGCAGUCAGUAUUUUUAUUAGUAUUUAUGAUGUUACUGAUAUGAAGAUGCAAAGACACAGUUUAUAUUGAAGAGGACCUUAUCUUAUAUUUGAGCUGUCAGUCUCCAGGGUCUCUCAUUAAAUCAAAAUGGAUUGUAGUUCACUAAAUUUGAAGUCUUUUCAGAAUAAAAGCCCAUCAUUGAUCGCUUGGGCAACUCUUAAUUAUAAUUGUAAGAAUUUGCUAGUGCAAUAUUUCUAAGAUUUAAUUCAGCAAUAUAAACCAAUGACAUGUCCUGAACUUAAUCUGUGUAAAAAAAACAAACAAACAAUAGUUUCAAUUAUAAAAUGUAAAAAUAAAGUACCAAAAGUAAAUUCAAAUUUGACCAAACAGUGGAUGGUGAAAUGCUUUUUCACGGCCCUGAUCCUCUGACAUUUUACUGCCCUCUACUGAUGAAGCUCCAGUGUUGCCAAUUCAGGCUUGACAAAUGUUUUCUGUUGCUGCACUGUGGUUUGGAGGUUUGGUGACUCAUUUCCUGUGAGCUGGAAUAUUUCUCCAUGGCAACAAAUCACACCUGAGGUCCUUCACAUUUCUUCCUUAUACCUUUAAAUUGUAGCUCAUUAUUUUGUUGCUUCACCUUUUGGAGGGAAUUUUUUUCUUCUCAUCUAGUUGUAGUUUCCAAAUGCUGCCAGUAGAUGUAAGUAAAGAGUUAUAUUUUAUUGAUAUUACACCAGUUCCACUGUCAGUUCCUCUUCUGUCUGUGUAUACAAUAUCUCCAUCAGGUUCUUUUUCUUCCCUGAGUUUUCUUUAACCAGUUUUUAUUAUCACAGCUGCUUUAUUGUGAGUUAUGAAUCUAUUUUUAUUCUCAUUUUCGAAUUGUUUCUAUUGCCUUACCUGCUCAUUACAAUAAUCUGUUCUUGUAUGCUCUCCUUUACAUUCGUUUUAAUCUAUUGAUAUGAAAAUGAUUUAUUUUAUCAUUAUACAUUUUUUUCUUUUUCUAUAUUUUAAUGUCAUUUACAACAUUAAUUUUCAUUGAAUGUAAUAUUUUAUUCCAUUUUAAAUCUUUCUUUGAUGUGUCUUUCUUUAAUGUUAACUUUUCUUGCAUCUGUCUUUGUGUUUUGAAGGAGACUGUUUUGCAUCUUUUUGAGACACUGAA